This is a messenger RNA of Anolis carolinensis (green anole), 12414 nucleotides long. RefSeq names its product MLLT6, PHD finger containing (gene mllt6). The record is from RefSeq and is a predicted model, not a curated record. NCBI's taxonomy places the organism in Eukaryota, Metazoa, Chordata, Lepidosauria, Squamata, Anolidae. Gene Ontology annotation, biological process: regulation of transcription by RNA polymerase II. The transcript has 20 exons. Gene Ontology annotation, molecular function: histone binding; nucleosome binding. Gene Ontology annotation, cellular component: nucleus. Bases 692 to 4021 code for a protein of 1109 amino acids.
AAAGCAGGCAACGCAACGUUACAGAUAAUAGGAUUUAAGGGAGGGAGCGAGGUCCCCCUCCUUUUUUCUGAAAGAGAGAGAGGGGGGGGGGAAUCUUUCCUUUUGGUCCUCGCUCCAUAUUGAACAACGGCGCGGAAGGCUCCUCGGAGGCUGGCUGGCCGCACUUGGGGGUUGCCCGCUUGGGUUCCCUUGAAGAGAAAGGGAGGAGGAAGAGGAGACGGGGAGAGAAAAGGAAGACAAGGGAAGGGGGCGAUCCACGCAAGAUCGCGGCGGGAGGCAGGAAGCGGAGACAUUUCCCCCUCGGCUUCCCUCAGCCCCUUUCUCUUUCCCUCCCUCCCUGCGAAGUGUGGCAGCUGUUCCUGAGCCCGAAAGACUUCGCGGGAGGCGCGUGGAGCCAUGAUUGCUGGCUCGUAAGGCUGCGCGACGUUGUGUGCGUGGUGUGCCUGCCCAGCGUGUGUGUGUGUGUGUGUGUGUCUGUGCGCGCGUACGGAUGGAUGCGGCGCUUCCAUCCCGCCGGGCCACAACAAUGUGGCGUUCCUGGAUCCCGCAGAAGAUGAGGGAGAGAGAUUAAAAACAGAGGACGACAAGAAGGCGAGGAAGAGUGGACGCGUGCUUGGAAACAACACCCCGGAGGAUCGUGGUUUAUUGCAAAGGAGGGAGGGGGGUCCACAACGAAGAAACUUAUGGAAGAAUGAAGGAGAUGGUGGGUGGCUGCUGCGUCUGUUCUGACGAGCGGGGCUGGGCGGAGAACCCCUUGGUCUACUGCGAUGGGCACGGCUGUAACGUCGCCGUGCAUCAAGCAUGCUAUGGAAUUGUACAAGUUCCCACCGGACCAUGGUUCUGUCGAAAAUGUGAAUCUCAAGAAAGAGCCGCCAGGGUGAGGUGUGAGCUGUGUCCCCAUAAAGACGGAGCACUGAAGCGGACCGAUAAUGGAGGCUGGGCCCAUGUCGUCUGCGCUCUGUACAUCCCUGAGGUGCAGUUUGCUAAUGUUCUCACCAUGGAGCCUAUUGUCCUCCAGUAUGUUCCCCAUGACCGGUUCAACAAGACUUGUUAUAUCUGUGAAGAGCAAGGCAGGGAGAGCAAAGCAGCCUCCGGAGCCUGCAUGACUUGCAACCGUCACGGCUGUCGGCAAGCCUUCCAUGUCACUUGUGCUCAGAUGGCUGGGCUCCUGUGUGAAGAAGAAGUCUUAGAAGUCGACAACGUGAAAUACUGUGGCUACUGCAAGUACCACUUCAAUAAAAUGAAGACAUCAUGCCAUUCUGGAAGUGGUCCUUUCAAUGCAGGAAGAAGGAGCCGGUCACCGUCACCUGCCCAAGAGAAGCAUGUGUCCCACCAUGAGAAACCAAAGAAGAGUCGGAAGGACAAGGAACGGCCCAAACAGAAGCACAAGAAGCAUUCCGAAUCUCCCACCAGUCUCACACUGUCCUCCCCAUCCAUUGUCCCUGAGAAGCAAAGUUCCACGAAUCAUCUCGAGAGCAGCAAAGAAACAUCGGACGUCAUCAGGUCGGAGGUGAAAGGCAAAAAGCCUUCAAGCCAUGGCACAAGCCACAAGGCAAAGAAGUCGGGAAGUGGGAAAAGCUCGACGGGUUUUGUAUCAUCGCUGUCUUCCAGUGGGACAUUUCCACCUGCAGGUACCUCAUGCAGCUCCUUGCCCUUCUCCCAGGACUUUGUGACCUUUCCGAAGCUUGAGCAGCAGCAGCCCACAUCAGAAGACGAAAAGUACCGCAAGCCUGUCUCUUCCUCCUCGUCUUCCGCACAUUGCUCUCCAUUGUACGAAGGGCAGAAGAGCGACGUCUUUGAGCAGAAGGUGAUCUUCUCGGGCUUUGGCUCCAUCAUGCGCUUCUCCACCUCAGCCAUCAGCCAGCAGAAAGUCCGUGACGCUUCACCCGUGGACUACAAGGCCUCCAACCCUCUUGGUGGCCCAACUGGGGGGAGUGUUGGCAGUGGCAGCAGCAGUGGGAGUGUUGGUGGUGGCAACAGCAACAGCCACAAAAGAAUGCCAUCCCUCAAUGUGGAAGAGGGAGAAGUUCUGAAAGAAAAAAAGCACAAAGCCAACAAGAAGAGCAAGCAUGGCCCAGGGAGGCCAAAGGGGAGCAAGAACAAGGAAGUCCUGGGAGCCCAGCUGGUUGGGUCCACAGCUACCUCCUCCUCACCUUUCUCUGCGGGGUCCCUGGUCAGCUCCAGCAUUGGUGGAUCUUCACGGGCUUUCAGCCAUGCGACAGCUCUUCCAAGCCUCAGUCUGGAAUCCCCACUCUUGGGUUCAGGGAUCUAUACAAGCAACAAGGACCCCAUUUCACAUGGGGGUGGGGUGCUCAGGACGGUGUGCAGCACCCCCCUCUCUUCCAGCCUUCUGGCUCACCAAGGCACUUCUUCACUCCCCCAGCUCACGCGCUCACCCUUCGCCAGCACCAUCCCGGCCUCCUCCUCCUCUUCUGUAUCCACUACCCAGGUAUUCUCACUGGCAGGUCCUACAUUCAGUCUCCCUUCCUCACACAUCUUCGGAAGUCCACUCACCUCUGGGCUGACUAUGAACCCCCUGCUAAACCAGUCAGAAAACAACCGAACAGAACCGGAUUUGGAAGACUGCAAUUUUGCCUGCCGAGGAUCAUCACCCCAAGAAAGCCUUUCUUCCAUGUCCCCAAUCAGUAGCCUUCCCACCCUCUUUGACCAGACGGUGGCAACAAACAGCGGGCAGCUGGAAAAUGUCCCCCAGGCCACACCAAACAUUGAGCAGCUCCUGGAGAAACAAGGCAACGGGGAAGCUGGCGUCAACAGUGAGUCCCAGAGAAACUGCCUGGAAGGGACCCUUUGGUUGGCUGAGGCUGGGAUUAAUCAAGUGGAGGGACAAAGCACAGCACCUGUUGUAGAAAUGCUCAAAGCUCUUCAUUCACUGCAGAAGGAGAACCAACGCCUCCAGGAGCAGAUCAUGACUUUGGCAGCUAAAAAGGAGCGCUUGCAGCUUCUGAAUGUCCAGCUCUCUGUUCCUUUCCCAAUGCUCACCCCCAGCAAUGGCCCUUUGGGCCAAGCGCAUUACAUCCUAGCUCCUAAUGUGUGCAACAGUGACUCUCUGAGUAUCACCAAGAGCCCUCCCUGCAAGAACAGCUUUGGCAUUGAAAACUCUCUCUCGACUUCCUCCGAGGAUCCUCACUCAGGUUGCCCGAGCCGAAGCAGCUCCUCCCUCUCCUUUCACAGCACGCCUCCCCCGCUGCCCAUGUUGCAACAGAGCCCGGCCUCCCUUUCGCUGGUUACUGGGGUCCAGCAACAGCAGUCGCAGCAGCAGCCACCAGUGAAUGGUUUGGCCAGGACAAUGGGGAAUGUCCAUGGCGGAGUCACUCCUUCCAAUCACAGCCUGAUGGAAGGUCUCCUUGGGAGUCUCGCAGGAGCGCAACAAAUUCCCAUCAAUGGCAUUUUAGGAGGUCUGAAUGGAGCAAUAGCUGCCCAGGCACAGAACCCUCUCUUGGCACAGCCCGGUGGUCACCCAAACCUACAGCUUUCCACCAGCCAAAGCAGCAUGCCCAGCAUGACUCACCUGACAGAGCACCAGAGGCAACUCCUCAGCCAGCAUGAGCUCCAGCUGCAGCAACUCCAGCAGCUCUUGACCUCACAGCCUCUCAGCCCAGAACAGCAGGCGCUGGUGUUCCAGAUGAUUCAACAAAUUCAGCAGAAAAGGGAGCUGCAGAGGCUCCAGAUGACCAGCAACUCGCAGGUGCCCAUGACCGGUCUGGGGACAGCCACCUCCUCCUCCCUUCUCCAUUCCAACAACACUGUGCCAUCUGCUGCCAACAGCACCCUCCUGUCCUCCAUUUCCCCCCAGCAGCUCAAUCCAGCCAGUUCUUUGAUGGCUUCUUCACCACUCAGCACCCAUGGGAACAGUCUCAUGUCAGCUGCAACAGGGGCUGCUAUCCCACCCAUAAUGACGGCACAAACAAACCCUUUCCUCAACCUGCAGGGUGAUAGCAACAGCCAGAAAGGAAUGAGCAUGAAUGAAAAGGGAGGCGCCCCUGUCCAGGACAAGGGAUAGCUUUGGCAACACCAGGCCAUUCUCUGUCAUAGGAAAUUCUCUUCCCUGAGCCAUGGAUCCCAAAACGUAGAGCAACCACCUGAUGCCAGACUUCCGAGAAAGUCUGCUUUGCUGCAGAGCAGGACAACACCAAGCGGAGGUGCAUUGGGAGUCUAUGUUCCUUGGUUCUGUCCUCUUUCUGAAGGAGGAAAGUGGAGUAAACCCUCCCCUCCCUUACUGGCUCUAUCUGCUGUGCGGCACUUACUUCAUGACAAGUUGCACUUCAGAGGAAAUGGGGAAGCAGUCUGCUAAGAGACGUCCCCUGCAAAGAUAGGCGCUGCGAGAAGUGGCCAUGUCAUCUGCAGAGGAGGACAUUUCCCAACCAAGGCUAAGAAACCAGUCGUGUUUUCUGUCAGCAGAAGGAUGCAGCCACAGUGAAAGGGGGACGAGAUGGGACUUCUGAGGUCUCCAGUAUGUACGUAACAGGGUGAAGUUGGGAAGCUCUUCUUUGAAGAGAGAGAUACAGAAACAAGAGCUUUGCUCUCAAGAGGAAACAAAGGCGCAGCUUCAAAGCUUUGUUGACUCUUGCUGGGAUGUGGUUCUGGUGAGAGAAAACCCAGCACAACAAGAACAGUUACCUCGGUUCUCCCAAGUCUGCCAGUCUUACAUUUUAACAAUGGCCUUUCUUGUUUGGAUGAGAGUCUUCUUUUCCUCACCUUCAGGAGCCUUUGUGUGUGUGGAGCAAGGGCAUGGCAAAGAGAGCUUCCUCCUCACAAUACUAGCCCAAAGGGCUCUCUGGGCAGCUAUUCUGGCAUUCCCUUGUCAACAUGUUUUUUUGUGGGAAAACAAAGAAACUGGUGAAAUAACACAGGAAGAUGCUGAUGUCCGAGCCUGCUUCUGCCUCUUCAGAAGGCAAUUGCACAACAAAAGCCUUGUCUAGAAGCACUCAAUCUAUGUUCACCUUUGCUGUGAACUUUCUAGCCACUUAAAAAGAUCUUUUCCUACUUAGACCAGCCACUCCAAAGCCAACACCAAAGAGGCAGGGCCAAGACAUUAUCUAUGGGCAGGAGUUGUUUCUUCCAUCUCCAGGUAGCUCUGUUCAGGUUAAAAAAAACAUCUUCCUGUCGCCAGACCUAGGCUCAGUCAGAUCAUAGAUACGAAGAAUAUUGGUCUUCCCAACAACUUUAAGACCUCAUUUGCCUCUGGUAACCAGUGCCGCAGCAAAAGCAUUCAUUCCCUUCUUCUUGAAGCAGUUUUUGAAGCAUGCUAAGAUGAGAUGAAAUGGGAAUCAUGGUCAGUUGUUUUGAGAAACCUUAGCCAUCCCUAUCUUUGCUGGAUAAAUACAGAUCUCUCAAGGGAACAAGACGCCAGAUGACUGGGGAAAAAAACACCUACGAACUUUCAAAAGCUUUCCUGCCUUCAGUCAUUUUAGGCACAUCUCCACCACCUCUUCCAAUUUGCACUAUUUUCAAACACUGGUGGUGGGCAUGUGCAGAUGACUCCCAAGUAUGACCACUGCUGUUUAAAAAUCUUUUUAUUUUCCCCUAUGUGGUUUUGGUUUUUUUCUUCUGCUUUUUUUUUUUUACUGAAAAGAAGAAAAAUCCUUGCCACGUGGUUGAGCUGGAUGCUAAGGGGAAAAGAAGAAGAAAAAAAGAAGCGGCUUUAAAGGAUUUACCCUUUUUAAUUCACCCGUGCAGAUGUGUUUGGCUUCCACUUUUGUGUGUGAAUGUGGGAUUUAGUUUUGCAGUGUGUAUGUGUGGGAUUUUGUUUUAAAAGAAAGCUACUGGAAACUAACAAAAGCAGGAGUGAUUCCAAAUGGAACCUUCCCUUCUUUUCACUUGUGGCAGCUUUCAUAAAUGAAAAUGCAGCUGAAAAUUGGAACUACCCUUUCCAUUCUCCCUUCUCUUUAGCGAGGCAUUAGCAAACGUGACGGAUAGAAACUGUUAUCAAUGGAAUGCACUUAUGCUUUCGAUAGCACUCACCUUUCUCAAGCACUCAGGCCAGUGUUUCGGCCCCGUUCCAGAUCAAUUUUUGUCCUUUGCUAUCUUGAUGGCAUUAUUCUUGGCCUCUUGUCGAACCACCAAUGAGUCCUUCUAUAUGGAGGACUCCCUCAGUUUCAGUCAAGACAUUGUGCAACUAGUCUGCCUGUUCCUCUUUCAAAGAUUAUUAUUAUUAUAUAAUUAUAAUAAUAUAAUUAUAAUUAUAUUAUUAUAAUAUACCUCACAACCUCUGAGGAUGCCUGCCAUAGAUGUGGGCGAAACGUCAGGAGAGAAUGCUUCUGGAACAUGGUCAUACAACCCGGAAAACACACAACAACCCUGUGAUUCCAGUCAUGAAAACAUUCAACAACCUUUUAUUUUUUAUUUUUCAAAAGCUGGAAGGAGUGGCACCAAAGCACAUAAGAGUUGCCAUCAGUUGUACUUUGCAAACCACUCCACAAAAGGGUGAAUCAAAAGUUGGACAGGAAUGGAGCUGUAUCAAUGCAACUUGAAAAAUAUCUUAAUCUGACUUUCCAUGGGCUGAUUGGAAAAGGCAUAGCGAAUAGGAGAGGCAACAAGUCAAGGGACUUGUGAUGUAGAGUUUUACACUUCUGAUCUUGUUCUGGCAUACAUUCAGUGAUGCCCAUAUGGGUCAUUCCAUGCCAAGGAGUCUAAACCUUCCCACCAUCAUGUCUCCAAUAUCUUGCAGAUAAUUAUUUCAGGGAAACUAUGUUGCUGAUGAGAUGAUGUCAUUGAUGGAUCUGGAAUAGCAGCAAAAAGUUGUUCUGGAAUCUAGCAAGUAUCGCGUCGUAGCAGCCAAUCUACUGAAUUAGCAGGACCAUGAGGAUGCAGAAUGCAUAAAUGCACAAAGUAUAUCAUGCUUUGAUCUGAGUAAAUGGGUAUUUAAUGGUCGCAUUGCAAAACAAAAACAUAUCAGACUUGUAGAGCAAAAUUUUCUCUUUCAGAUGAUACUAUUCACAAACAUAUUCAGGUAGACUCUUUAUUAAUAAAUGGCUUAUGUUAAAAUUUAUGCUGACAGUGCCAAAUUUGAAGAGAUACUACAGGAUGUUCAUAGAUGCUGUAUAGUUGCAAAUCUGGCAGUAUUAUGUCCAUCACAAGCAUAAUGCUUGGGCAAAAUUUCAAGUCCAUAUCUUCGUUUGCAUGGAAAUCAUUGCAGACCGAAUAUUGGUCAAAAUUUGUCAUGAUGAGUCAUGACAUAUUUUGAUGCACACUUUGAGUUAUUUGCAUCCAUAAUGGUAAAAUUAAUUUCAUCGGAAUCAGCAGGAAAAAAUUGUACAAGAUUUCAAUUUUCUAGCCAUUCUUAUACAUUUAGUUUUAAUUAAAUUAGAGCCCAAAAUGGCAUUUUGUUAAAUGUCGUGUGCAUGCAGACUAACUACUUUUCAGAUAAGGGCAUCUAGAUCAGCAACUAUUGCAGUUAGAGACCUCUAAUUUUGGGAAACUUAGCUGACUGGCGCUACAGCUAAAAUUUGAACAAAAUUGGAGAACAUGAUGGUGGGAACUUUUUAAAAUUUUAGACCUCUUGGCAUCGAAUGACCCAUAUGAGAACUAUAAGCCAUGCCACACACCCCAGUGAACCCCAAAGUGUACAGGGAAAGCAGAGUCAUGUCUGAUCAGUGGAUUCUGGGGUUUCUGGUCCAUAAAAGCAACUUUCCGAAGCUCUGCGUCAGUGUGUAUAGAUGCACACGGUCAAAUGUAAACAUCAGUUCAGUGCUAUUUCCUGCAUUUAAGGUCUGACAUACCAGAUGAGUUCAGUCAUAUGCAUUCCAUACAUGUGCAGUCAUUAUUAUUUAUGCCAUUUCCUAUUCCUUAGCAAAGCAGAUUUAUAGCACUUUGGCUUAAGAUUACAAGACUUGAAAAUGCAUGGCUGGCACCUUGUGAAUCUCAGAAAUCAGAGUAGGGGAGCCCUUUGACACUAAACAGUUAUAGUGCUAUGACUUCACUUUAGCUGCCAUGGCUAUAUCUAUGGAAAUCUGGGACCUAUAGUUUUGGCGGGGAGGAGAAUUCCCAGCCAGAGGAUGGUAGUCCUUUUCCAAUUAAAGUGACAUCACAAUUGAGUAGGAUGACAACUGAUAUGACUUUUUAUUGUCAAAAACCCCUUAAAUAUUGAUUAUUAGUGCUCUUUAUCAGUCACCCAGUGUAACAUAAAUAGAACUGGGGUCUAUGUCUAUAAGACCAGUGAAACCUUUGUAGAGUUGCACUUGACAACUUUGGUUGUUUAUAUAUAUUCUGGCAGAGGUUGGACUGGACGGUCCUUGUGAUUUCUUCCAGCUUUAUGGUUUAGUAAUCUAUGUGAAAUCUUUUCUCCUGGAUCAAACCAUUAUUCCACAGAAUUAAAAUAAUUUUGUUCAAUUACUUUUCAAUUACAGUAGAGUCUCACUUAUCCAAGUCUCGCUUAUCCAAGUUUCUGGAUUAUCCAAGCCAUUUUUGUAGUCAAUGUUUUCAAUAUAUCGUGAUAUUUUGGUGCUAAAUUCAUAAAUACAGUAAUUACAACAUAACAUUACUGCGUAUUGAACUACUUUUUCUGUCAAAUUUGUUGUAUAACAUGAUGUUUUGGUGCUUAAUUUGGAAAAUUAUAACCUAAUUUGAUGUUUAAUAGGCUUUUCCUUAAUCCCUCCUUAUUAUCCAAGAUAUUCGCUUAUCCAAGCUUCUGCCAGCCCGUUUAGCUUGGAUAAGUGAGACGCUACUGUACCUUUGAACUGUAUUUCAGGGGAAUAGGACAGAGAUGUCUAACAAAGAGCUCUAAAUAUUUUACCAAAAUAAAGACCACGGAGCCAUGGCAGUUAAAAUGACUCAAAAUCCCUGCAAUGGUAAUGUAGACACACUCUAGGUUAAACUUUCAAGAAACUCUAAUAAGGAGAUAUUGGAGUCCAGUCUGGAAUAUUUCAUCUGAAGUUUAGGAGGAAUUAAUAUUGGUACUUAGUUUGCUGAUGAAGUCAGUAUUUCUGCCAAAAAAGUUUAGAACAGGCAUGGGAAAACUUUGGCCCUCCAGGUGUUUUGGACUUCAACUAACAGUAGGCUGUUAGGAAUUGUGGAGUUGAAGUCCAAAACACCCAGAGGGCCGAAGUUUGCCCAUGCCCAUGCCUGGUUUAGAAAAUGGUUUGGAUAUGGCAACAGCACUCUACUCACUUCACAGACUGUCUUCUCCUUUAAAAAGUCCAUUUAUACUUAUUACUGGUAAUGAAAAAAGAAGCAGCCUCGUUCCAGUUGAGGUUUUUUUUCAUGACUUCAGAUUACUCCCUUUACAAACUAAGCAGAGAAAGAUGUAGAAGUCAAAGAAAAAGCAAACGGGAAGGAGAGAUUUGUUUUUGGCAUCAUCCAAAUGUUCCUUCUGUAUAUUUAAAGUAACAACUCUUCCCCCCUUUAUCCAGUCUGUUUUAGCAGCAACGUGUUCCCAAAGGCUGGUCUGUUUAUUAUUGCCUCUUAACAAGGAUCAGUUGAGAUCUGUAUUUUAUCUUUACUUCAGAAUGGUUGGAUUUGGUUAACAACCCUUCCAACGAGACUGCCUGAAACUAAAAUCCACUUCCCCACAUUUCCUUAUUAAAGACAACGAUUCAAAUGGAGUCUCAUCAUAAGGCAAAGUACAACAGUAGCUUUUGGGAGCCAUUCGGGGCAUGAGCCAGAGCGAACCCAUGGGGUACAAUCAGUGUGGAUGUUCUGUGUAAUUCCCAUUGAAAUCAGCCAGGACCAAUAGAGAAUAUUUCAUUUUGGUGGUCCAUCCACCAGACAACAUUUUACUACAGUGUGGUGCCAGUUUAUUACUGGGGGAAGAGUUUAGUUGAGUUGUCUUCCUUAGGUUCAAGAUCUGAACAUCUCUGAAAUUUUGGGUAAAAUUGGUUUUCUAACCAAGGAAUGUUUUCAUUCCAUUGGGGUUGCAUGCCCUAUUAGCCUCACAGUACCUGGAAAUGUAAAAAGAUCAUUUCAUUGAGGCAUAUGGGUCAAAAAAUGCAUGCAGCACUCCAUGCAGUCAUGCUGGCCACAUGACUUUGGAGGUGUCUACAGAUAAAGCUGGCUCUUUGGCUUAGAAAUGGAGAUGAGCACCAAACCCUAGAGUUGAACACGACUAGACUUAACGUCAGGGGAAACUUUUACCUUUACUAUGGGUCAAAUGCAAUUCAACCAUGUGAAUCUAAGUGAUAUAACCACCCAACAAGAUAUUAUUUAUUAUGUUUAUUUAUACAAUACUUUUUCUCCACAAGGAGACUCAAAGCGGCUUACACUAAAAGCAUUUCAGUACUACAGUAGAGUCUCACUUAUCCAACAUAAACGGCCCGGUAGAACGUUGGAUAAGCGAAUAUGUUGGAUAAAAAGGAGGGAUUAAGGAAAAGCCUAUUAAACAUCAAAUUAGGUUAUGCUUUUACAAAUUAAGCACCAAAACAUCAUGUUAUACCACAAAUUUGACAGAAAAAGUAGUUCAAUAUACAGUAAUGCUAUGAAGUAAUUACUGUAUUUAUGAAUUUAGCACCAAAAUAUCACAAUGUAUUGAAAACAUUGACUACAAAAAUGCGUUGGAUAAUCCAGAAUGUUGGAUAAACGAGUGUUGGAUAAGUGAGACUCUACUGUAUUUGAAAUCUUCAAAUAUAUAAACAUUAAAACCAUUAAAUAUCAUUGGUAUUUUAAAGAUGCAACUAAUGAAAAGAAAAUAGAAAUCUCAAAUAACGGACUCAGUUCAGUUAGUCAAAUUGGAUAAAAAUAUUAGAGAGGAAGCUGUGCUACAGGUGUCUUGUGCAGGAAAACUUUCUGGGUGAUUUUGUCUGAAUGGGUACGUCAUGCCUCUUGCCAUAAUACAGGGUAUUUUGAAAAGAUGAGCCCAGUUUGAAACUGCUAUAUCUCUGCAACCAUGAACUGCCCAUGAAUGAAACUCUUACCACCUGAAAGGGUGGGGCAUAAAGUUUCACAUGUAAUUGUUACAUGUUGCUAGCAUGAAAUAUACUAUUUGAAGGUGGGUCCAUCAUUUUGAAACACCCUGCAGUGCAUCCACAUUUCACUGUCUCAUCUUGCCCCAUUGAUUGCAUUGCUGGAUCAGGCCGAGAGCAUUUUAACACUCAAAAGUGCCAGAGCAUAACCACUCUGUUGGAUCAGACCCAAAGAUCCAUCUAUUUUACCAUCGUGCUUCCAAUUAUGACCACAGUUGACUCAGAAGCUCACAAAGAUGAUGCAGAACCGACUAUCUUUCUUCCACCAGCUGAUAUUCAGGGCUGCUCUCAAGGAGCUGGCAUAAGGCACUUCGCCAACUAAGGGAAAGGACAUAAAUAAUGGAACUAAUUUAUUUUCUGAAGCACUAGAGGUUAAAACCGAAGUGAGUUCAACAUCCAAGAGAAAGGAUUUAAGACUAAUCAUGAGAAAGGAUUUCUGAUGCCUGUUCAACAUUGGCAUAGAUUAGCUCCAAAAUAGAGAACUCUCCCGUUAAUGUUUUUUUUUUAAAGCAGAUGAUGGAUGGCCACUUAUUGGGGAUGAUGGUAGAUAUCUUACAAUAGGAAGCAUUGGGGCAAAAUGAAAUCUGAGACUUUCUCCAGGUUUAUAUUUCUGUCUUUUUAAAUAAUGCUAUAUCCCAGUGGUUCUCAACCUGUGGGUCCCCAGAAGUUUUGGCCCACAACUAAAAAUUCCAGCCAGUUUACCAGUUAUUAGGAUUUCUGGGAGUUGAAGGCCAAAACAUCUAGGGACAUGCACGUUGAGAACCACUGCUAUAGCCCUUCUUCAUGGGGAAAGUGAUCCAAACCAGUGAUGCUUGGUGGCUCCCGUGUUAGUUUGGCGGUGGAUCCCUUCCAGGUUCUGACUCUGGCUUUCAAGCUGUCUAAGGUGCUGAACUCUUCCAAACUAGGUCAAGCACCUUGGAUAUUGCCUUUAAAGCCAGUCAAAACCCAACUGAUUCAUCACUUCACUGAAAUUGAAGGCACUAGCACCCACUGCUCCAAAUGAUCUUUGGUCGUUCCGAUUGCCAAUCCUGCACCUCUCCCCACCUGAAGUUGCUAUCCAGAAAGCUUGGAUGUUAGAAACAGUGUCCCAGGAAACUGACUUGAAAUUCGAACCUUCAUAAUCCCAGCAUAGGAUUGAAGAUCCAGGCUGUCAAAUUAUGCUUAAAGCAGGCUGGGUACGUGCUUUGAAAGCACAUUGGGACAGAGCACCAGAAUCUCUUCCUUGGUAGGACGAGAACAGAAGAUUUAAAAGGCUUUUCAAAAAGUUGAAUAAGUUCUGUGUUUGGUUGCACUGGGGUAGACCCUUUACCCAUUUUUGAUGCUAUGUUUCAUUUUAGUACAUUGCCUGUGUCUAACACUCCCCUCCUUGGCUGUUGUAAUUUUUAAUUAAAUGAGAGGAAAAGAUGUGUAUAUUUUUGGCAAUUGAGUUAAUGUAGCUAAGAUAUAUUUUUUCCAUGCUGCUUAACUGUUCUUUAUUGUAAUAAAUAAUAUUAAUAUCAAA